Molecule: messenger RNA, 210 nt
Organism: Dovyalis caffra
Lineage: Eukaryota; Viridiplantae; Streptophyta; Magnoliopsida; Malpighiales; Salicaceae
Source: the annotation of a GenBank genome assembly
CGUCUGCAGGGGUUUUAUAGGCGCGUGGCGAAGGGUAGAGGUUUUCAGUUUGAUAAUCGGGACCGCUUGUCUCUUGUACUUUCUGGCUGGUGUUGCUUUGAAGUUAUGUUUUGGAUGAUUAGUGCUCAUGGUGACUUGCUGAGCAACGGAGCCGGCGACAGUGACUUUUCUUUAUCAAUCGCUCAAGAAACCUUAAAGCGUUGGCAUUGG